AUGGUCUUGAAGAGGACGAUUCGAAGAAGCCCCGCAUCAGAUGUUCAUGCUUCUUCAAGUGGAUCGAAACCAGAGUUUCCAGCGGAGCUAGCAACAAGCUCAAACCCCAACGCCGCGCAAAGUGCCCUACCAACGGUGCUGUCUAUAGAACGCCCCGCAGAUAAUAAUGGCGCUUCUGAUCAGUCGCGGAAACCCGGUGACCCAGUCAGCUAUGGCGACGGCGACGAAGACGACGAAGACGACGAAGACGACGAAGACGAAGACGACGAAGACGGUCUCGAUGAGCUCGACGAUCUCCUUGACGAGUUUAAUGCCGGAUCUUCGUCUAAACCGGCAAAUAAUGUGCACGGAGAGACGUCCGCUCAGGGCUCCUCCAUGAACCAACCCUCACUUGAUAGCCUAGACGACGACUUUGCAAAACAGCUGCAACAGGGAAUGGCAGAUCUUUUAAAGGAGAUGGAGGAAUCUCCGGAAUUCCAAGCUCAGUUCGACUCUCUGGUCCAAGAACUAGAUAAAUCGGCUGGCUCAGCUCCAAAUCCACCCGGCAAUGGGAAAGGGGCCAUGUCUACCCCCGGAACAUCGGAAAGGCAACCGCAGAUCGAUGAUGAAGUGGCGCAGGGGGCCUCAUCGUUCCAUGAUACUAUUGCCAAGACUAUGGAAAGGAUGAAGGAGUCUGGGGCAGAAAUAGAUACUGAAAUGGCAGAUUCGCAGUCAGAUGAUUUUCUUGCAGAGAUGCUGCGACAAAUGCAAACGACGACGGGGCGGGGAGGCUCCGAUGAAGACUUUUCAAAAAUGUUAAUGGGAAUGAUGGAGCAACUUACGAACAAGGAGAUACUCUACGAGCCAAUGAAGGAGCUCGAUGAGAAGUUCCCGAACUGGCUUGUGGAAAACGAAGGUAAACAUUCAGCAGAGGAGAUGGACAACUUCAGAGAACAGGCAAGACUUGUGCGGGAGAUUGUUAUGAAGUUUGAGCAGCCUUCCUUUUCUGAUUCCAGCGAAAUAGACCGGGAGUACAUUGUAGAGAGAAUGCAAAAGAUGCAAGCCGUCGGCUCGCCUCCUGCCGAGCUACUUGGAGACAUGGGCCAAGGGGACGGUCUACCGCCUGAUAUUGAAAACUGCCCAGUUCAGUAA
Orbilia oligospora ATCC 24927 is the source of this 1131-nucleotide messenger RNA. RefSeq lists its product as uncharacterized. Lineage: Eukaryota; Fungi; Ascomycota; Orbiliomycetes; Orbiliales; Orbiliaceae. The transcript has 4 exons. Gene Ontology annotation, biological process: protein import into peroxisome membrane. The record is from RefSeq and is a predicted model, not a curated record. Gene Ontology annotation, cellular component: peroxisome; peroxisomal membrane. The coding region runs from base 1 to 1131 and encodes 376 amino acids.